AUGGCGAUGAGCUUGCGCUUGAGUCCCGGGCCCCACAGCCUGUGGGACGAGCCGCUGGUCAUCUCCGUGCACGGUCUGGCCCCGGCCCAGCCGGUCACCCUGCGCGCCUCCCUCCGCGAUGAGAAACGGGAACUCUUCCAGGCCUCGGCCCGCUACCAGGCGGACGCGGGCGGCCAGCUCGACCUGGCGCGGGCGCCCGCCCUGGGGGGCAGCUACAGCGGCGUGGAGCCCAUGGGGCUCUUCCGGACCCUGCGGUCCGAGACACCCAGUGAAAGGCUGGUGAAGCGGGACGUGCAGACCCCUUUCCUCGUGGACCUGAAGGUGUACGAGGGUCACGACCCCCAGCCCACCAAGGUGUUGGCACAGGUGGUCCACGAGCGGGGCUUCCUGGGGCCGGGGGUGAAGAGGAUCCCGGUGCGAGAGGGCAGCGUGAGGGCCACCCUCUUCCUGCCUCCAGGAGCAGGGCCUUUCCCAGGGAUCAUUGACCUGCAUGGAACUGGAGGUGGUCUCUGUGAAUACAGAGCCAGCUUGCUGGCUGGACAUGGUUUUGCUGUGCUUGCUUUGGCUUAUUUCAGAUUUGAAGAUCUCCCCAAAGAGUUGACUGAUCUACAUCUGGGAUAUUUUGAAGAGGCCCUAGAUUACAUGUUGCAGCAUCCAGAGGUGAAAGGCCCAGGCAUUGGGCUGCUUGGAUUCUCCAAAGGGGGUGACUUGUGUCUUUCCAUGGCCUCCUUCCUGAAAGGUGUCACAGCCACUGUGCUUAUAAAUGCCUGUGUGGCCAACACACUGAUCCCACUGCACUAUAAGGAAAUGACCCUUCUUAAUAUUGGACAUGAUCUGGAAAGACUCAAGAUCACUGAGUCAGGCCUUGUAGACCUUGUGGAUAUUUGGAAUAACCCAUUAGAAAAGCUCAACUGCCAAAGCCUCAUCCCAAUAGAAAAGGCCCAGGGGCCUUUCUUGUUCAUUGUUGGUCAAGACGACCACAACUGGAAGAGUGAAUCCUAUGCAUAUAUAGCCUCUGAACGACUACAGUCUCAUGGUAAAGAAAAACCUCAGAUCAUCUGUUAUCCAAACACUGGGCACUGCAUUGACCCCCCUUAUUUUCCUCCAUGUUUAAUGUCUGUGCAUAGGAUGGUGGGCCAAGAAGUGUUCUGGGGAGGUGAGUCAAAGGCUCAUUUCAUGGCACAGGUGGACAUUUGGGAACAAAUUCAAACAUUCUUCCAAAAAUACCUCAAGGGUAAAGACUCUACUUUCCAUAACAAACUGUAGCAUUUUGAUCUUAGGACCGCCAUUGUUCUGGGCUGGGCCCGAUAUAAGCCAAUCUUCUGUUAAUGUAUGUAUAUUGGAACACAAAGACCUGAGUUCAAAUCUGGCCUCAGACACUUGCUAGCUGUGUGGCCCUAGGCAAGUCACUUAACCUUG
Molecule: messenger RNA, 1419 nt
Organism: Vombatus ursinus (common wombat)
Lineage: Eukaryota; Metazoa; Chordata; Mammalia; Diprotodontia; Vombatidae
Product: acyl-coenzyme A thioesterase 6-like
Exons: 3
Coding region: 1-1266 (421 amino acids)
Biological process (GO): fatty acid metabolic process; acyl-CoA metabolic process
Molecular function (GO): fatty acyl-CoA hydrolase activity
Source: RefSeq, a predicted model, not a curated record